Nilaparvata lugens (brown planthopper) is the source of this 1021-nucleotide messenger RNA. RefSeq names its product protein takeout. The record is from RefSeq and is a predicted model, not a curated record. The coding region runs from base 127 to 870 and encodes 247 amino acids. The transcript has 6 exons. NCBI's taxonomy places the organism in Eukaryota, Metazoa, Arthropoda, Insecta, Hemiptera, Delphacidae.
ACUGAGCCGGCAAAUGAUGAAGGCCAUGGCUGUUAUCUGUAUCUCUUAUAAGCGACCGUCACUCAGCCACAGCAUUCACACUGGACUCAGACUCCAGCACUGAACAUCAGUCAACCAAUUCACAUCAUGAAGAGUGCGCUAGUGUUUCUUUUUUUCUCAGCCCUGUGUGGCUUAUCUCUUGCUCUAAAACUACCAACAUACAUCAAACCAUGCCCGAGAGACGCAAAUUUCAAUAAAUGCGCACUGGAACAUGGAAAAGAAGCCAUUCCAAAAAUUCUGAAAGGUGAUGGCAAAUAUCGUAUUCCUAACAUGCAGCCCCUGGAGGUUGAGAAGAUUGUUGUUGGAGAUGGACCUCAAGCCAAGAUUGGACUUCAACUGGUCUGCGAAAAAUGCAAAUUUUACGGCCUAGAAGGAGUUCAACUGGAAGAUAUCAAGUUCGAUUUUGACAAGAAUAAGGUGUUCUUGCAAGGCAGAGUGCCAAAAGUGCAGAUGAAGGGAAAAUACAAGGCAUCUGGAAAAGUGCUUGUUUUGCCUAUCACUGGAGACGGUGAUGCAGAUAUCAAUCUCACCAACGUUGGAUUGAAGUACAACGCUGAUUUCGAAGUUGAGAAGAGGAACGGCAAGGACCAUCUGAAGCUGGUGAACCCCGUCCUGGACAUUGAGACCGACGGCAUCACAUUCAAGCUGACAAACCUCUUCAACGGAGACAAACUUCUAGGAGACAACAUGAACACGUUCCUGAAUGAAAACUGGAAAGAGCUUCUGAAGGAAUUUGGACCAGCUGUCUCAGAAACACUCGCACAGAUCAUUACUCUCAUAGUCAACAACAUUGCUGAGUUGGUGCCCUAUGAUGACGUAUUCUCUCAUUAAUCUAUCAAACCCUUUUUGGGUUCUUUAAACUGUGAUCCGUCCUAUACUCUUCUGAGGAGAAGCAGAUACCAAAUAUGAUGUUAUUGUCGAUAAUAUUGUACUUCACUGCAGGUGGCAUCCAAGUACUCUAUUAAAGCAAUUUUUUAUCCAA